GUGCUUAACCAACUGUUCGUGCAGUGCAUAUGCUUACACUGCAAACUGUCUGAUAUGGACGGAUGAGAAGUUUUCGGUUCAACUUUCGGCCAAUGAUGCAGUUUUGAGAGAUUUCUAUGUCCGGAUUGCGGGGUCAGGCUUGAAGGAAGAAAGUAAGAAAAAGGGGAAACCCAGAUCGAAUUUCAUAAUAGCAGUUGUAGUUGUGACCGUAGCUUUUCUCUUGGUCCUCAGUGGGUCGCUGGUGACCAUUAGGAGGAGACGGCCUGCUAGGGCAGCGGAUGAUCAUUUGAUGCAUUUUGAAUAUCGAGUUCUGAAGAAGGCGACAAAAAAAUUCUCCGAGAAAAUUGGGGAAGGCGGGUUUAGUUCUGUCUUCAGGGGAGCACUGCCAGACUCAACUCCAAUAGCAGUGAAGAAACUUGUGAACCAAAACCAAAGUAACAAACAGUUCCUUGCGGAAGUUAGAACUAUCGGAACAAUACAGCACGUCAAUGUCCUUCGUCUGCGCGGAUUUUGUGCAGAAGAGACAAAAAGGUUCCUAGUAUUUGAGUACCUUGCAAAUGGUUCGCUCGCAGCUCAUUUGUUUCGGAAAGAUUCCAACACCCUCGAUUGGAAAACCAGAUACGGCAUCGCCAUUGGGAUUGCUAAAGGAUUGGAGUAUCUCCAUGAGAGGUGUCGAGAUCGCAUCAUACACUGCGACAUCAAGCCAGAGAAUAUACUGUUGGAUUCAGAACUCGCGCCACAAAUUGCUGAUUUCGGCCUUGCAAAGCGCCUGGGACGGGAUGUCAGCCGCGUAAUUACCACCAUGAGGGGAACCAGAGGGUACCUCGCACCAGAAUGGAUUUUGGGAGGAGCCAUCACGUCGAAAGUUGACAUUUUCAGCUAUGGAAAGGUGCUCUUUGAGAUCAUAUCGGGAAAGAGAAACAUCGAGGAGCUGAACAGUGAUAUGCGCGAUUAUCUACCGCUACAGGUAGCUAAUUCAAUCGCCAAAGGAGAAGAAGUGUUGCCACUCGUGGACCGCAGAUUGAACGGACUCGUGGAGAUGGAAGAAUUGUGCAGAGCAUGCAGAGUCGCUUGCUGGUGCAUUCAAGACAGCGAGAAAGAUAGACCAACUAUGUCUCAGGUAGUUCAGAUUUUGGAGGGGGUUAUGGCAGUAGAAAAGCCUCCAAUCCCAAGAACUUUCUUGCAACUUGUAGGAAGUCAAUGAAGAGGAAGCUGAAAUUAUCCAGGGAUAAAACUAAGAACC
Molecule: messenger RNA, 1243 nt
Organism: Syzygium oleosum
Lineage: Eukaryota; Viridiplantae; Streptophyta; Magnoliopsida; Myrtales; Myrtaceae
Product: G-type lectin S-receptor-like serine/threonine-protein kinase At2g19130
Exons: 1
Coding region: 290-1204 (304 amino acids)
Biological process (GO): protein phosphorylation
Molecular function (GO): ATP binding; protein kinase activity
Source: RefSeq, a predicted model, not a curated record